Coccinella septempunctata (seven-spotted ladybird) is the source of this 1531-nucleotide messenger RNA. Its product is annotated as longitudinals lacking protein, isoforms A/B/D/L. NCBI's taxonomy places the organism in Eukaryota, Metazoa, Arthropoda, Insecta, Coleoptera, Coccinellidae. The transcript is spliced from 2 exons. The coding region runs from base 202 to 489 and encodes 95 amino acids. The record is from RefSeq and is a predicted model, not a curated record.
UCUUCAGUAACUGAAACGUUUAUUGAAAACGGCUGUAAGUCUCCACGACAUUCAAGUAAAUCCACAUUUAGCAUAAAUCAAUAAAGUGAAAGUAUACACUUCUCUUCACUGAAUAGCACUUAUUACCUGGAGAAUAUUUCCAACUCGUUUUCAGGUAACUACUCUUAUUGAAACUCUUUUACGUACCUGAGUAACUGAAGAAUGGAGGAGGCAAUCCAUAGAAUACCAGUAUUGAGAGUAUUAAACUCUCAAUACUCAAUGAGAGUACUUAACCAAAAAGGUCAGAGGAUAUUCCAAUGUCACAAAUGCCAUAGGAUAUACAAACAUCAGUCUUCCUUACAUCGCCAUGUACAAUUUGAAUGUGAUAAACCCCCAGCGUUCAUGUGUCCAAUUGAGGGCUGUAAUUAUAAGGCCAAACAGAGGAGUAGUGUUAAGAGUCACUUUUUUGCACGACACAUGCCUCAUUAUAAGUGUGAAUUGAACGAGUAGUUAAUUGAAGUGAUGGAAUUUUCGGUGGUGGCUUUUUCAGGAUAUAACGAUGGGGAAAGUGAUGAUACUUGUCGAGGAAAUACUUUGUUUUAUUUCAAGAUUAAAGUAUGAUUUUUGACAGGACGCCUUCAAGCGUGAUACAUGAGAGUUGUAUGAUAAUGCCUAGUGUGCUUUUUCCCUAGCCAUAGGCUAUUUAGCAAUUUCAGUUAUACAGAGUGCUUAAACAAAAGAUGCUUUUAAUUAUUAUUCUUUUUUGAUUUCUUUGCACUAAUUUACUCAUCCACUUUUUAAUUCAGCCAGGUUGAUAAUCAAUUUUGAAGUCUCAUUAAUUAAUCUCUUUUUCGUAUCCAUUUUCAGUAGAACUAAUAAAAAACAAUAAAAUUAAAGGAACACCGAAUUUUUUGAUUGAACUGGCUGUUAAAAAUAUACAGGCUGAUUUACCGCGAUGAUCUAUAAAUAACACGUUUAUGGAGAACUAAGCAACACGACAAUAUAUAAGCAGAUAAUUUUUCGAAUUCUGGAAUUUAUCCUUCAACUCUCAUAGAAUAGCAUAGAAAUGUUCUUUUUAUAUCAUCCUUCCAUACCUUUGAGGGUGUUAUAGUGCAGCUAAUAUCGUUUUAUGCUUAAUGUCCUAUGGGAUUCAGUGCCUAACAUCAGUUGUCAUCAAUUUCUUCCCCAUAGUUUUCUCUUGUUUAUAAAAAUUUUUCUUUCUGUUUUCUGUAAGAAUUUCGUUGUUCUCUUAGACUUUUUUUUACUUCUCCCCUUUUCCGGAAGUGAGUUGAUGUUGAAGCUUUUGUUUCUACUCGAUUAUACUAUAUUAUUCCAUUUUCUGUUGAAUUAUGUAUUUUACUUCAAGAUAACGCAAAAUCUGACAAUUCCGAAUGAAUAUAUUUUCUUCCAUGUUGAUACCAUUGAAUUAAAUGUCUUUUUAUAAAAUGUUACGUUCAUCAUUAUAAGUAUUCGUUUAAGUAUUAAUAAUUAUAGUUUUGAACACAUGAGAAGUCGAUAAUGUUCAGGGUAACAAUAAAAUUCUACCUCUGAA